Messenger RNA from Daldinia caldariorum, 2485 nucleotides. RefSeq lists its product as uncharacterized. The record is from RefSeq and is a predicted model, not a curated record. NCBI's taxonomy places the organism in Eukaryota, Fungi, Ascomycota, Sordariomycetes, Xylariales, Hypoxylaceae. Bases 25 to 2298 code for a protein of 757 amino acids. The transcript is spliced from 5 exons.
UAGUAAACUGUUGAGCCACAUAACAUGAUCUAUGCUCGUGGAGAGUUGCGCGACUCCGAAGAAGAGCCCAUUGUCAGAUCAAUACAACAAGAUGACUUCAGGGCUUGUGACUUUGCGAAGAAAGGUAUCCUUUCUCAAUGGAUCCCUCAGGUUCAAGAUGACGAGAGUAAUAGUAAGCGUAUAUACUUCUCAAGACGGGGCAGAGCAAUUUUGAUGCAAAUAUUGCUCAUUACUAUUAUCUUCGCUACGAACCUUGGUAUAACGCUAUACACAAUCUCUCGAUAUGAUAGCCAAAACGGCGUGGGUACUAUCUACGAAGGGGACUGUGGCGAGGUUAAAUCUAUGGAUCAAUGGUGUCAUCUUUUGAUCAACUGCCUUAGCACCGGUAUGCUUUCAGCUUCGAAUUAUUGCAUGCAACUCCAGGCGGCUCCAACUCGAGCUGAUGUCGACCGCGCUCAUCAUGCUAAAUCUCACAAACAAGACCGAACACAUCAAGAAGGAAUAUGGCUUGAUAUUGGUGUACCGAGCCUACGGAACCUCCAGUAUAUCAGCAAAUGGAGGCGGCUGGCCUGGUAUAUCUUAGCCUUUACGUCUAUUCCUAUCCAUCUGAUGUACAAUUCCGCUGUCUUCCAAUCACUUGCGUCAAAUGAUUAUACCGUUGCUGUUGUGAAGAACUCGUUUGCAAAUGGUAGCAGAUGGGACCUUACCACAGCAGAAAUCAAUCGAGCGGGAGAUUUUGGGUGGGAAGAAAAAAGAGUCAACCCAAAUAAUCGUAAUUACACGGAGAUUAUUCACACCAUGCAACGGGAUAUGUCCAGCGAUAAAUGGGAAAGGAUGAACAUCUCCUCUUGUUAUGCGUUGUAUAACGACUACUUUGCCGCUCAGGGGAAUGCCGUCAUAUUCGUAAAGAAUGACACUGGCCCGGACGACGAUAGCUUGCUGAUGUAUGUCUCCAUUGUACCACGUUCGGACAACUGGGCGAAAAACAUGUGGGCGGCUGGUAAUGGCACAAAAAGCUUUGUAGCUAAGGAACCAGAAUUCCCAGUAACAAGAUGGUUUCUGGGGCCUAGGAGAUACGAAGUAUCGUAUUGCCGAGUGCAAUCUCCCAGUACGAUCGCCAACAAGUGUCAUUUUCAAUACUCUCCGCCUAUCAUGUACACUAUAUGCGGUUUCAACUUUAUCAAGAUUCUAGUAAUGCUUUGUAUCUGGGCUAUACGGAAAUGGCAACAGAAAAAGCGCGACGACGCGGAAGGGAUGGUUCUAUACACCCUUGGCGAUGCAAUCGCUUCUUUCAUACGGAAUCCCGACCCGACAACCGUGGAUAUGUGCCUUGCUACCAAGGACGACUUUAUACGACGUCGACCAUGGAAGAAUCGUCUCGUGAAACAACCAUUGACCCUCAACCGCGAAGCUCGGGAAUGGAAAAAACGGCGGAAGUUCUGGUUCUCCGCUGCUAGGAAACGACAGUGGUUCACUCUGUUAUUCUCAUGCUGUCUUGUCAUUCUUAUUGCUGGAAUCCUUCUCGGAAACUCCUUCAAAAGCCUUCGUCGUCGAAAAAUCCCCACAACAAUUUCCGGGCUUUGGCAGCUAGGCUUCGGCACGCUCACCCCGUAUACUUAUCUUUGUAUCGGGUUGCCAUUGGAAGACCCGGCAGGCCUGAUAUCAAACGUACUUCUAGCCAAUCUCCCGCAGCUAGUCGUUUCGUUCCUUUAUAUAUUCUGCAACACGAUGCUGAGCACGUUUCUUGUCCAGCACGAAUUCAGUCGCAUGUAUAGAAAGCGGCGGAAACCGCUGCGCGUUUCGGAGCCCGUGGGAAUCCAGCGAUCGAGUUAUUUCAUCUCCCUCCCGCUGCGCUACGGCAUACCACUUUAUACGACUUCCAGCAUAAUCCAUUGGCUUGUAUCGCAGAGCUUAUUCCUGGCUCGCAUAACAGCUAUAUGCGCAGAUGGUUCUCAGGAGACCUGCCCUGCUGGCCAAAUCGACUUUAAAUACUCAUUCUCUACGUGUGGGCAUAGUCCGUUUGCUGUCCUCAUCACAUUGAUUGUUGGAGGCUUGAUCGUGAUAGUGAUCGCAGCACUAGGAUUCCGCACAUACGAUGGGACUAUGAACAUGGUAUCUACUAAUAGUAUGGCAAUCAGCGCCGCCUGUCACGUCCUCGAGGAAGAUCGCGAAGAGGCUUAUCUUUUGCCAGUCCAGUGGGGAGUAGUAGAAAUAAAGGAUGGAGUUGGGAAAUGCGCAUUUACGACAGCGCCAGAUGAUAGAAUAAAGAUGCCAGAGGUUGGGUUGAAGUAUAAAUAAUACCCUCUUGCUUCAUUACUUGGAGGGAAACCAUGAUAUCUACCUCUCUUUUUUACUUGUAUACGAUACGUCUCUCACAACGUCACCCCACAUACUGUUAGGAGUCUCAGUUAGGAGUCUCACCUGAGACUCCUUGGAACAAAGGAGUUGUUCUGUAUAUAGCUUUGGCUUAAAAGCAACUGUAGUU